CUUCUUGACUGGAUUACUGCAUUCGGCUUCAUCCAGCCGUAGCUCUAGUAGAAGUGUGGAAGCACAGCCGUGUCAGGAGGAAAAGCUGUGUAUGAAGUGCAUGCAGCGGCGUCACACCAGAACAGCUGUUUUAUUUGCGCGACAGGCCAGCUGGGCGAUUUUCCACAUCCUGCACCUUCGGAGAGAGAUUGCUCAAUUAUGCUUUUCCUGAGAUAAUACGAGAGAGGUCUUGCAGCCUUUACACGCUCGGCUUAUCGGUAAACUAGCUCGGAAACAAGAAAGGGGUGGAAACGUAGCCCUCAAAAAAACGACAACAAAAAACAAACGCAUGAUUCCUGAGAGGAAAAAGCACAACAGCACUCAACUGAGACACAGGGUUGGAUCAACACACAGCCCCGACCUAUGGGGAGAGAGCGAGAGAGAGAGAGACGGAGUGACCAAGACGAGCGCACUCACCUGCUCAGCAAUGGGUACACCUGCCUCGCCAGAUGUUUAACCGGCUUUGAUCUGAAAUAAGUUCUUUAGCUGCAAAGGAAGUUCUCUGUCCCUGUUCCAUCGCUGUUAUUUUGGGUGCCUCUGUACCCCAGUGUGCACUUACCACUAUCAACAGCUGAGGUGUUGCAGCUUGGCACGUGUGUGAGACUGUGAGGAAGACCCUCUUACUCUGAGAAAGAGAGAGAGUCUAGGGGUGUGGGUGUGGGUCUCUCCCCUCCUUGCUAGUUGUCGUGCCCCUCCUCACCCCCACACACUUAAAGCUGGCGAUGUCCAGGGUCCCAAGUCCGCCCCCUCCUGCUGAGAUGACCAGCGGCCCUGUGGCCGAGAGCUGGUGUUACACACAGAUCAAAGUAGUGAAGUUCUCCUACAUGUGGACCAUCAACAAUUUCAGCUUCUGUCGGGAGGAGAUGGGCGAGGUCAUCAAAAGCUCCACCUUCUCUUCGGGAGCAAACGACAAACUCAAAUGGUGUUUGCGGGUGAAUCCGAAAGGGUUGGAUGAGGAGAGUAAGGAUUACCUGUCCCUCUAUUUGCUCCUGGUAAGCUGUCCCAAGAGCGAAGUGCGUGCAAAGUUCAAGUUCUCCAUCCUCAACGCUAAGGGCGAGGAAACGAAAGCCAUGGAGAGUCAGCGGGCCUACAGAUUCGUGCAAGGCAAAGACUGGGGCUUCAAGAAGUUUAUAAGGCGGGAUUUCCUGCUGGAUGAGGCCAACGGGCUGCUACCUGACGACAAGCUGACACUCUUCUGUGAGGUGAGUGUGGUGCAGGACUCGGUCAACAUUUCUGGACAAAACACGAUGAACAUGGUGAAGGUUCCGGACUGCAGACUGGCGGAUGAACUGGGCGGGUUGUGGGAACAUUCUCGCUUCACUGACUGCUCGCUGUGCGUCGCUGGCCAGGAGUUCCAAGCACACAAAGCCAUCCUAGCAGCUCGCUCUCCUGUUUUCAGCGCCAUGUUCGAGCAUGAAAUGGAGGAAAGCAAAAAGAACCGAGUGGAGAUCAACGACGUGGAGCCCGAAGUGUUUAAGGAGAUGAUGUGUUUCAUCUACACCGGCAAAGCACCCAACCUGGACAAGAUGGCCGACGACCUGCUUGCUGCUGCUGACAAGUAUGCUCUGGAGCGCUUGAAGGUGAUGUGUGAGGACGCCCUGUGUACGAGUCUAUCUGUGGAGAACGCUGCUGAGAUCCUGAUUCUGGCUGACCUGCACAGCGCCGAUCAGCUCAAAACCCAAGCCGUCGACUUCAUCAACUACCAUGCAUCAGAUGUGAUGGAGACAUCCGGCUGGAAGUCCAUGGUGGCGUCUCACCCUCACCUGGUCGCCGAGGCAUAUCGUUCCCUGGCGUCGGCUCAGUGCCCUUUCCUGGGCCCACCCCGAAAGCGCCUCAAACAAUCAUAGUGCCCUGAGCUUUUAAUCCACCCGGCCCCCCCGCUUCGACAGAACUGCCCACAACGAGGCGCCAUUCUUAAAUUUACCCCUUCUAAAUAUACUCCCUGUAGGGACUCUAGCCAAUCCUUGAUCCCAAGGUACUGUGUUCUGUAGCGUCCCUCCCUGCCCUCCUCAAACGUCCUCAGCCCAAAAUCCAAGGAACGUCAGGGAACCUCCAGCAGAACGGUCAUCGCUAGUGGGAACGCUGUACCCCCAAACCCCCCCACGAGGGUUUUUCCCACCUGUGCUCCCUCCUUGACACCCCUCCCCAAGCGCCCAACCUAACCAGGAUAAGCAAGCUUUCAGUGGGAGUCGCCGGUGUCUACAGAUCAGAUAAACGGAUUGGCAAGACGGAUAGUGACUACAGGACACAAGGACUCUCUAUCGGUGGACUGUGAACGUUCCCCACCGCCCCGUUGCGAUGGAUUCUCCUUUACUGUGUGUGUCAUUUGUUCCCGUGGAUUUUAGGACGAGAAAAAAACAACCCAGCUUUCAUUGGGGGAACUGCAGAGCUUUUAACUAGGUAGCUUGUCUCCUUAUGAUAUCAGCAUUCCGUUCCAGCGUUCAAGUAGGUCAUGUGUCUGUUUUUCGACGACGUUUUCUCCUCAACCUCUGUCGCAAAAUCCCGAAGAAAGUGACUUUACUUGAUGCCGUUAUCUGAAGCCGACUCCCGAUUGGCCGGUCAGAGAGCGAGAGGCGCAGAUGGACUUCCUGUGUAUCUCCUGUGUUUCGGAGAGUGCUAGAUUGCACAUAAGAGGGUUGAAAGCAGGGGAGUAUGUAAAUACAAGGUUAUAUUUCUUUUGAUGUUUCUUUGAGAGUUUUCUCCUCCUUGUAGCACUUCUGUAUUUAAACCCAGGCUUUCUGUAUGAAAACAAAAACAACCAAAAAAAAAGGAUAAUAAAAUUGGCUGUGCUCA
This is a messenger RNA of Silurus meridionalis, 2832 nucleotides long. Its product is annotated as speckle type BTB/POZ protein. Gene Ontology annotation, molecular function: ubiquitin protein ligase binding. The transcript has 11 exons. Gene Ontology annotation, cellular component: nucleus; cytoplasm. Bases 762 to 1886 code for a protein of 374 amino acids. Lineage: Eukaryota; Metazoa; Chordata; Actinopteri; Siluriformes; Siluridae. The record is from RefSeq and is a predicted model, not a curated record. Gene Ontology annotation, biological process: proteasome-mediated ubiquitin-dependent protein catabolic process; regulation of proteolysis.